UUGAAGUCAUGUUGAAGUGUUUACCUGUUUCAAUAACUACUGAAUAAACUCAAUUUUCGUAAUUAUCCACCAGUGACAUGUGAAAAUGUCGAGGCUCAUUGUGAAGAAUUUACCCCCCAGUGUUACUGAGACUAAAUUGAAAGAUAUAUUCAGUGAAAAAGGAAUUGUAACCGAUGUGCAGCUGAAAUAUACGAAAGAUGGAAAAUUUCGUAGAUUUGGAUUUGUGGGUUUCAAAACAGAGGAACAGGCGCAGGCUGCCUUAAACUUUUUCCACAAAACUUGCAUUGACACCGCAAGGAUCACUGUUGAACUCUGUGCUGGAUUGGGAGAUGCCUCGAAGCCAAAAGCAUGGAGCAAAUACGCCCAAGACAGUACAGCCCACAAAAAACUCACAAAAUCGGAAGAAAAGCCCCAAAAACCCGAAGAAAACCCCCCGAAACAGGAAAAGAAAGCAAAGCAAAACGACGAGAUAAAGUCCCUCAUAGAAAAACACAAGGAGGAUCCCCUCUUCGUCGAGUUUAUGGAGACCCAUGGGGCUGACGGUUCUAAAAUCUGGGGAAAUGACACAGAGAUCUCCGCAAUUGACUCCCAAAAACCCCAAGACCCCUCAGAAGACGAAAAUUCCGAAGACGAGGCUGAAGAUUCCGAAGACUCCAACGACGAUUCCGAAGAGGAAUCCCCAAAAAUCGCGGAUAAGAAGCUCUCAGACCUCGAGUACAUGGAAUCCCUCAAGAAAAAGUCCGAGGACUCGACCCCAAAGCCCAAAGACUCUGUGAAAAGCUCUGACCAUGGCUCAACCAAAUUUUACACUGUGAAAUUGAAAGGUCUAGGCUACAACCACAAGAAGAAACACAUAAAACAGUUCUUCCAUCCCCUAAAGGCGAAGUCGAUUCGAGUCCCUCAGAAAAUUAAGGGAAUAGCUUAUGUAGGAUUUGCAAGCGAAAAACAACGCAACCAAGCGUUGAAUAAAGACAAGAGUUUCUUGGAGGGCAAGAGGAUAUUCAUAACGAAAUACGAGGGAGAUAAAAAAACAGAAGUAAAUGGACUGAACUCGAAUGAUGGAAAAGCAGAACCCAAAUGGAAAAAACAGGAAGAAGCUCUCAAGGAUGAGGAGGCUAUCGCAGAGUCUGGGAGGAUGUUCGUGAGGAAUUUGUCGUACUCGACUACUGAAGAUGAUCUGAGGGCGGUUUUCGAGAAAUAUGGACAGAUCACGGAGGUCAAUCUACCGGUGGAUAAGGUAACCAGGAAAUUGAAGGGGUUCGGAACGGUGACGUUCAUGAUGCCGGAGCAUGCAGCGAAGGCUUAUUCCGAGCUGGAUGGGUCGAUCUUAAAUGGCAGAAUGCUCCACCUCCUCCCCGGUAAGUCGAAGCCCUCGAUAACUGACCUCCUCCAGACCCCAGGUCUGACCUUCAAAGAGAAGAAGGAACUCGAACGAAAGGCGACAGCAGGUUCCUCCCACAACUGGAACACCCUCUUCCUGGGUCAGAACACCGUGGUGCAGGCCAUAGCCUCCACCUACAACACCACUAAGGAUAAAGUCCUGGAGGACGGAGGCAAAGGUACCAGUGUGGCCGUUCGGCUCGCCCUGGGGGAGACCCAGCUCGUCGAGGAGACUCGUAAAUUCCUGGAGGAGAACGGAGUGAGACUGGAUGCCUUCAAUCAGGCCCCCGAGAAUCGCUCGAAGACCAUUAUUCUCGUGAAGAAUCUUCCCCCAGGGACCAAAGCCCACGAAUUGAGAGAGAAAUUCAAAGUUCAUGGGGAGGUGGGACGUGUGGUAAUGCCUCCAUCAGGUGUCACUGCUCUAGUCGAGUUUCUUGAGCCCUCGGAGGCUCGCAAGGCCUUCACUAGAUUAGCAUACACUAAAUUCAAACAUAUUCCGUUGUACUUGGAGUGGGCGCCUGACAAUAGUCUGACUCCCAGUGAUAAAAGAGAAAAGAAUGGAAAAGCGUCUGGGACGAAUGAAGUGAAGGAAGAGAGAAUCGAACAAGAUACCACGAGCAAAGAGGCGAGUCAAAAAGAGAAUAAGGACGAGGAUGAGGACGAUGAGGAGCCGGAACCUGAUACCACCCUCUUCGUCAAGAAUUUAAAUUUCUCGACCGAUGAAGAGACCCUCAAGAAAUAUUUUAGCAAAUGUGGAAGACUGCAUUAUGCCAGUGUCACCACGAAGAAGGAUCCCAAUAAUCCUGGUCAAAAACUGUCGAUGGGGUAUGGGUUUGUCAGGUAUAAAUUCAAAUCUGAUGCUGAUAGGGCUCUUAAAGAACUGCAAUCAACGACUCUCGAUGGAAAAACACUGGAGCUUAAGCGAUCUGAGAGGACACUCAAUUCCGACGUCUCGACAACGAAGAAGACGAGCAAAGUGGGGGAACAGACUGGUACCAAGAUUUUGAUCAAGAAUAUACCGUUCCAGGCGAAUGCUGAUGAGAUUACUGAAUUAUUCAAAGCUUUUGGGGAACUGAAGGCUGUAAGAUUGCCUAAGAAACUUAUGGGGCAGGAGAAACACAGGGGUUUUGGAUUUGUUGAAUAUUAUACUAAGAGUGAUUCUAAGAGAGCCUUCAAAGCACUGUGCCAAAGUACUCAUUUGUAUGGCAGAAGAUUGGUACUGGAAUGGGCCCAGACAAUUGAAGACGUGGACGAUAUUAGAAAGCGAACAGCAAAACAUUUUCACCAAGAGCCAUCGAGUAAGAGGAGUAAAAAAGCAACACUGGAUCCUGAAUCAGUGGGAUUAGCAGCAGAAUAAAAAUAUAUCGAUAGAAAUAUUCAUACUGUAAAUAAAAUGGCAUUUACAUCAA
This is a messenger RNA of Diachasma alloeum, 2789 nucleotides long. Its product is annotated as probable RNA-binding protein 19. Gene Ontology annotation, molecular function: mRNA binding. The transcript has 8 exons. The coding region runs from base 86 to 2737 and encodes 883 amino acids. Lineage: Eukaryota; Metazoa; Arthropoda; Insecta; Hymenoptera; Braconidae. The record is from RefSeq and is a predicted model, not a curated record. Gene Ontology annotation, cellular component: nucleus; cytoplasm.